AUGGUAAAAUCCUAUCAACGUUUUGAGCAGUCCGCUAUUUUCGGUGUGAUAGCAUCUAAUGCCAAUUGUGUUUGGUUACCUCCGUCAUCUAGAACUAAUAAAGGUAGUGGGCCGGGACAAUUGAUCACGAGUGCCCUCGAGAACGUUAAUAUAUGGGAUAUUAAGACCGGAGAUUUGCUUGCCACAUUAUCCGAUGGGCUACCUCCGGGUGCUUCUGAUGCAAGGGGCUCUAAACCAGCAGAGUGUACAUAUUUGGAAGUACAUGAAGAUACAGAUUUAUUAGCCGUCGGCUACGCUGAUGGUGUCAUUAAAGUUUGGGAUUUAAUGUCCAAAACUGUGCUUUUGAACUUUAACGGCCACAAGGCAGCCAUAACACUGUUACAGUUUGACAGUACCGGUACAAGAUUGAUUUCCGGUUCUAGAGAUUCUAAUAUUAUUGUAUGGGAUCUUGUUGGUGAAGUUGGACUCUAUAAGCUGAGGUCGCAUAAGGAUUGCAUUACUGGGAUUUGGUGUCAGGGAGAAGAUUGGUUGAUCAGUACCUCCAAAGAUGGAAUGAUCAAGUUAUGGGAUUUGAAAACACAACAGUGUAUAGAGACACAUAUUGCACAUACCGGAGAGUGUUGGAGUCUUUCGGUAAAGGAUGAUUUAUUGAUCACAACUGGUACAGAUAGCCAAGUCAAGAUUUGGAAGUUGAACAUGGAGAACGACAAAAUGGGGGAAAAACUAACUGAAGUUGGUGUUUUCGAAAAGCAAAGUAAGCAACGUGGGCUGAAAGUUGAAUUUAUAACAAAUGCAUCCGAUGGGGUCUCGUUCUUCUACAUUCAAAACGCUGAUAAAACCAUUGAAACAUUUAGAAUCAGAAAAGAAGAAGAAAUAGCAAGAGGUUUGAAGAAAAGAGAGAAGAGAUUAAGAGAGAAAGGGUUGACGGAUGAAGAAAUUGCCAGAUCUAUCAAAGGUUCAUACUCUUCACUCGUUUUGCAUCCUUUUCAAACCAUAAGAUCAUUUUAUAAAGUAAAAUCCGCAUCAUGGACAACAGUCACAAGCUCCAAAUUGGAGUUGGUUCUAACUACAUCCAAUAAUACUAUCGAAUAUUAUUCUAUUCCAUAUGAAAAAAGAGAGGCAACAAGCCCUGCACCUCUCAAAACACAUACUAUUGAAUUGCAAGGUCAAAGAACGGAUGUGCGCAGUAUUGAUAUUAGUGAUGAUAACAAGUUGCUAGCCACAGCAUCCAACGGUUCACUAAAGAUUUGGAAUGUUAAGACGCACAAAUGUAUCAGGACCUUUGAAUGUGGGUACGCGUUAAGUUGUAAAUUUCUGCCAGGUGGGUUACUGGUCAUUCUGGGAACAAGAACUGGGGAAUUGCAACUCUUCGACCUAGCGUCUUCAAGCCUUUUAGAUACUGUUGAAGAUGCACAUGAUGCUGCCAUUUGGUCUUUAGAUUUGACCUCCGAUGGUAAAAGAUUAGUGACAGGUUCAGCGGAUAAGACUGUCAAAUUCUGGGAUUUCCAAGUUGAGAAUACUUUGGUACCGGGCACCAAGGACAAAUUGUUACCCAUGUUGAAGCUGAACCAUGAUACGACUUUGGAAUUAAAUGACGAUAUUCUAAGUGUACGAAUUUCCCCAGAUGAUAGGUAUCUGGCCAUUUCAUUGCUAGACAAUACUGUCAAGGUAUUUUUUUUGGAUUCAAUGAAAUUUUAUUUAAGUUUAUACGGGCAUAAACUACCUGUAUUAUCCAUUGACAUUUCAUUUGAUUCUAAGAUGAUUAUCACAUCCUCAGCGGAUAAAAAUAUCAAAAUUUGGGGCUUAGAUUUUGGUGACUGUCACAAAUCUUUAUUUGCUCAUCAGGAUUCGAUUAUGAGUGUUAAAUUUUUACCAGAAUCUCACAAUUUCUUCAGCUGUUCUAAGGACGCAGUGGUGAAAUAUUGGGAUGGUGAAAAAUUUGAAUGUAUUCAAAAACUAUAUGCACACCAAAGCGAAGUUUGGGCGUUAGCAAUUGCUUCCAAUGGUAGUUUUGUUGUUUCAUCUUCUCAUGAUCACAGUAUAAGAAUUUGGGAAGAAACCGAAGACCAGGUAUUUUUAGAGGAAGAAAAGGAAAAAGAACUUGAAGAACAAUAUGAAGAUACGCUGCUAGCAUCUUUAGAAGAAGGAAACGCUGAUGAUGCAUUUAAAGGCGAUGCAGCAGGUGAAGAUGUUGAAGAUGAAGCAUCUGGGGUCCAUAAACAAACUCUGGAAUCAUUAAAGGCCGGUGAAAGAUUGAUGGAGGCGCUAGAUAUAGGUAUUGCUGAUAUUGAAGGCAUGGAAACAUACAACAAGGAUAUGGAGUUGUGGCAAAGAAAAAAGUUAGGCGAAGCGCCAAUGAAACCGCAAGGCAAUUCUGUCUUAAUUGCAGUAAAUAAGACGCCUGAACAAUAUAUUCUGGAUACAUUAUCAAGAAUUAGGACAUCUCAGCUGGAAGAUGCACUGAUGGUGAUGCCCUUUUCAUACGUUUUAAAAUUCUUGAAGUUUAUCGACACGGUUAUGCAAAAUAAAACUUUGCUGCACUCUCACUUACCAUUGGUCUGCAGAAAUUUAUUUUUCAUUAUCAAAUUUAAUCACAAAGAAUUGGUUUCCCAGAAAAAUGAAGAAUUGAAGUUGCAAAUAAAUAGGGUAAAAACCGAAUUAAGAAAUGCUCUGAAGUCUACUGAGGAUGAUCUAGGGUUUAAUGUUCAAGGUUUGAAAUUCAUCAAACAACAGUGGAAUUUAAGGCACAAUUAUGAGUUUGUUGAUGAAUAUGAUCAGCAAGAAAAGGAGAAUAGUAGCGCCAGAAAGAGAGUUUUUGAAACAGUUAUAUAA
Saccharomyces kudriavzevii IFO 1802 is the source of this 2832-nucleotide messenger RNA. RefSeq names its product snoRNA-binding rRNA-processing protein DIP2 (gene DIP2). Gene Ontology annotation, biological process: maturation of SSU-rRNA. The transcript has a single exon. Lineage: Eukaryota; Fungi; Ascomycota; Saccharomycetes; Saccharomycetales; Saccharomycetaceae. Gene Ontology annotation, cellular component: Pwp2p-containing subcomplex of 90S preribosome; small-subunit processome. Bases 1 to 2832 code for a protein of 943 amino acids. Gene Ontology annotation, molecular function: snoRNA binding; protein binding. The record is from RefSeq and is a predicted model, not a curated record.